AGUGAGGAUAAAUUGUAUUUACAGCUGAUUGAUCUUGUUGCAUAGUUAUGGCCAAUCUUCGCUCCCCUUCACUCAUUGUUCUGCUCUCACUCGUUGCUCUGUCAAUCUCUGCAGAAGCACGACAGCUUCUAGAGACAACAUUACCUGAGGUCCCGGAGCUUCCUAAGCCUGAAUUGCCUGACUUGCCAUUACUUCCUAAGGUUGAGCUUCCACCAUUACCUGAAGUCCCAACCUUUCCUAAACCUGAACUUCCCACUCUGCCAAAAUUACCUGAAUUGCCUGAGUUGUCGAAGCCUGAAAUUCCCACGCUGCCAAAACCUGAAUUGCCUGAGUUUCCAAAGCCUGAACUGCCAGCUUUUCCCCACUUGCCUGAGUUGCCAAAACCUGAACUGCCAACUUUUCCCCACUUGCCUGAGUUACCAAAGUCCACAUUCCCUUCCAAAGACACCAAACCUGAAUCAGCUACCAAUCCUUAAGCAAUUAUACCACAAGCGUUUCAACCUUUGAUCUCGCUGUGAUGACUUCACCUUUUGCAUUGAUCAGUAUCAUUUAUGUGUUCUUAGUCCUAUAAUAUUUCUGUUUCAGCUAUUGUGUGAUGUAGGUUGUAAGUUUAUAUUCUAUAUACAAAAUUGAUCCAGCUUAUUUAUUUGGUUUUCGCUA
Manihot esculenta (cassava) is the source of this 660-nucleotide messenger RNA. Its product is annotated as protein PELPK1. NCBI's taxonomy places the organism in Eukaryota, Viridiplantae, Streptophyta, Magnoliopsida, Malpighiales, Euphorbiaceae. The record is from RefSeq and is a predicted model, not a curated record. The transcript has a single exon. Bases 48 to 476 code for a protein of 142 amino acids.